Messenger RNA from Coccomyxa subellipsoidea C-169, 5127 nucleotides. RefSeq lists its product as hypothetical. NCBI's taxonomy places the organism in Eukaryota, Viridiplantae, Chlorophyta, Trebouxiophyceae, Coccomyxaceae. The coding region runs from base 1 to 4776 and encodes 1591 amino acids. Gene Ontology annotation, cellular component: endoplasmic reticulum. The record is from RefSeq and is a predicted model, not a curated record. Gene Ontology annotation, molecular function: UDP-glucose:glycoprotein glucosyltransferase activity. The transcript has 32 exons.
AUGCUUAUUGCGCCGCAGGUGCUGCAAGUGGUGCUGAGCAUCCGACAGCUGUCACCUCGGCUGGAGUUCUUCCGUACCCAGGCAGCAGCGGCCGACAUACAGCCGGGAUCCUGCUGUUUUGUGGAUAUCGGGGGGGCAAGCGUGUCAGCGGAAGAGGAGCUGAUCAAGAAGCUGGCGGAAGUUGGCGAGGGUGACUAUGCCGUGCCAGAUCAGGCGCAACUACAGCCAUUCGACCACGUCCUUGCGCCGGCCGGCGCGGCCGUAGCGACCGUAAAUACGGAGCUGCGCCGCGCGACGGCUGUGGUCCUCUAUGGCGCCAUCGGCACCAAGUGCUUCCGGCGCAUGCAUGCGCUCAUCCUCUCCGCUGCAGAGAAAGGAGCUGGGAAGCUGGUGUACGUGUACCGGCCGGUGCUGGCGGAGGGCUGUUUGGCCGGGGAGAGCUGUGUGGGCCUGGGCAGCGGAGGCGGCCUGCCUCUGCCCGGCUUUGGCGUGGAGCUGGCCAUCAAGAACAUGGAGUACAGCGCCCUUGACGACUCCAAGGUGGAAGCCGAGAAGGAGGCGGCAAAGGAGGCAGGGGAGGAGGAUGAGGGCCCGCUGGAAGUUGAGGGGUUCCUGUUCAAGCGCCUAAUCGAGCGGCGGCCGGAGGCGCACCAGGCGCUGCUCAGCUUCCGCGACCACCUUCUUGCCAGCUCCUCCGACAACGAGGCCCUCAAGGCAGGGCACAGCUUAGCUCCUGCUGACCGGGCUGUCUACUGCCGUAGGAAACCAGGGCAUGAGAACGUGCUGGUGUGGGACAUGAAGGAGCUGGGCCUGCAGGCAGCGGCUCGCAUAGCGGCGUCGAGCGAGCCGUUACGGGCGCUGACGCAGAUGGCGCAGAAUUUCCCCAACCUGGCCGCAGCGCUCUCGCGCGUGUCUGUUCCCAAGGCCCUGCGCUCCGAGCUCAAGAAACUGCACCGCGUUCUGCAGGGAGGCUCCAGCUUCAUGCUGGUGAAUGGUAUCCCCACAGACAUUGGCACCUUUGAUCUCUACACCCUCAUGGAGCAGAUAAGGAAGGAGGUGCGGCUGAUGGACAAGCUGAAGGAGACAGGCCUGCAGCCGGCAGACAUCACUGCUCUGGUGCAGCUGCGCUCCGAGAUGAAGGAGGUUGCCGCGGAGGACCUGCGCAUCGACCUGCGCUCGAGUGAAGCCAUCCGAUGGCUGAAUGACAUUGAGAGCGGGCGCCAGUAUUGGCACUGGGGCCAGCAACUGGCGUCGCUGCUGCAGCCCAUGUUCCCGGGGCAGCUGCACCGCGUGCAGCGCAAUUUAUAUUCUGCCGUCGGCCUCAUCGACCCCGGCAGCGCCCAGGGCCUCCAGGUGGCCGGCGUGCUGCUGGAGCUGUUCUCUGCCACCUGGCCGGUCCGCUGUGGCGCCAUCCUGCUGCCACCAGACACAAUCCAGCGCGUCAAGCAGUCAGGAGCUGAGGUGGCGGCCAGCGCGGCAUGGGAGGACCUCUCAGCAUCGGAGCGGGCUGCGCUAGCGUACAUCUACUUGGAGAACGCGGCCGGCGCGCCGGCUGCCUUCAAAUUCCUGUCAAGGGCCCGUGCAGAGCAUUUGAUGGGGGAGGAUGCGGGGGACGCGCUGAGCUGGACGUCGGUGGAAGAGGCGUUCCUGGCGGCCUGGGGGGACCUGCCAGACACCCGUAACCGUGACCUCACACCCGCCGCAGCACUGCAGGAGCUGAGCGAGGGGCCCAAGGAAGUGAUGGAAGAGCUGGUGAAGGGCGUUGCCUUUACCAUUAGUAAGGGGGUGGCGGGGGUGGGGACAGCUGUCUGGGUGAAUGGGCUGCUUGUCACGUCCAGCGAGGGCGUUCCCUGGGAGCAGAUGAUCCCCUACCAGCUGCAGGUCGAGCAGCAGAGGCUCCAGGAGCAAAUAUACUUUGGCCGGAUCCAAGACAGCGACGAAGACAUUCUGGAGGCGAUCUUGCGCGUCUUCAAUGCUGCGCCAAAGUACAACCCAACCCUGCUGCAGUCUGACUCCGACGGAGCGGCUAAAUCACCAAAGCAGGUGGCACUGGUGGGGCCAGAUUUGAGUCCCAUGCAGGAGCCAUGGUCUCAGCUGGGGUACCUCCACCACGCCUCCACCCAGGACGAAGUCAAGGGCAUCACCCACUGGCUUGCGGGGCAUAAAUUAGUCCUGGGGGCGUUGGGUCAUCUGGAGGCUGAGUCCUCCCAGGGCGCCAGGGUGGCGCUGGUGCACAACCCCGCUGAUGUCACUGCUGACAUCAGCGUGCUCGCUCGCGCUGUGACGGCUGCUUCCCGGCUGCAGAGCCGCCGGCCCAAGAUUCUCCCCUUCUUGAAAAGCUUGCUGGAGUCCCACGCAGGGGUGGGGAGUGUGGAGGAGGUUGUGGCGCUGGCAAAGGACGCAGGCCUGAACGAGAAGGCGCUAGAAGCUGACCUGACCGCCAGCGAAGCAGCCGCCGCCAGGCUGGCGGAGGCUUGCAGGAAGGCGCUGGGGCUGCAGGCUGGUGCGGCGGCAGUGGUGACUAACGGGCGAGUCGUGCCGCUCGCUAAUGCUGACUCGCUGGUGACGGAGGACUUUGGGCUGCUGACGCUGUAUGCAGACGCGGCCCAGGUCGCCAAGCAGGUGGCGGCUGCAGUGAUGACAGCGCAGGCGGAGGGGCGCACAGUCAGCGCUGAGUCAGCGGGCGCUGACGGGGACGGCGCUGACGAGGCGGAGGAGUGGACGUCCGAUCAGCUGAGCAACGCAGCUGCCGUGGCCUCGUCCGUGCUUGCUCAGCACGGAGCCGUGCAGCAGGGGGCAGGAAAGACGGCCAAGCUUAUAGCGGCGCUGCGGGGCUUGUCACCGCAGGUGAGCAACAUCACGGUUGAAGGAGCGGGCGUUGCAGUGGAGAUUUGGGCUGUGUUGGAUCCGCUGUCCAAGACCGCGCAGCGAGUGGCGCCCGUUCUCCAAUUCCUGGCCGACACGCUGCAGCCGAGCAUCAAGGCAAGUUUGGUCUUCCUGAACCCACAGGCAGAGCUGUCGGACUUGCCGCUCAAGUCAUUCUACAGAUAUUCCUUGCCCGACAUCUCUGCCUCAGGUGAGGGGCGCCUAUCGCAGCCCGGCCUGCCCGCGGCGGUGUUUACGGGGCUGCCGAGCGGGCGCAUUCUGACGCUGAACAUGGACGUCCCUGAGGCGUGGCUGGUGGAGCCUGUGCGCGCUGACCUGGACCUGGACAACCUGCGGCUCGCUGACCUCGGCGCCGCACCCUCCCUGCAGGCGGAGUUUGAGCUGGAGGCUCUGCUGCUGACUGGAUCCUGCGUGGACAUCGCUGCGCGCAGCCGGGAACAGAUGACGCCAAGGGGUGUGCAGCUGGUUUUGGGAACGCCCCAGCAGCCCGCGCUGGUGGACACCAUAGUCAUGUCCAACCUGGGCUACUUCCAGCUGAAGGCGGCCCCCGGCGCCUUUGACCUGCAGCUGGCGCCCGGCCGCUCGCGCUCCCUCUACCUUGUCGACAACAGCACUGCCGGCGUGCUCGCACAGGAAGCUGGAGAGGAGGGUGCGAUCAGCACGGGGGUGUCGAUAGACAGCUUGGGAGGGCGCACGAUGCGGCUCAACCUGCGUAAGCGCCCAGGAUUCGAGGGCGAAGAUGUACUGGGCACCGGCAGCGAGGGUGAGACAGGAUCGGUGUGGGGCAAGGUGUCAUCGUGGCUGGCGCCGGGCAGCAAGGGCAGCCCGGGCCGGGCAGGUGGGCUGUCGGCAGAGGAGGACCCAGACUGCAUCCACAUCUUCACUGUGUCGAGCGGCCACAUGUACGAGCGCCUGCAGAAGAUCAUGGUGCUCUCUGUGCUGCGAACCACCAAGGCGCGGGUGAAGUUCUGGUUCAUAAAGAACUACAUGUCGCCGCAGAUGAAACGCUUCCUGCCUCGCAUGGCCGCCCACUACAGCUUUGACUACGAGUUUGUCACCUACAAGUGGCCCUCCUGGCUGCACAAGCAGACGGAGAAGCAGCGCAUAAUCUGGGCGUACAAGAUCCUGUUCCUGGAUGUGCUGUUCCCUCUCUCCCUGCGCAAGGUCAUCUUUGUGGACUCCGACCAAAUCGUGCGCGCAGACUUCGCCGAGCUCUGGAACAUGGACCUCAAGGCACGUCUCUUCUCUGCAUUCCAUGGCGCUCCGUUGGCAUACACGCCGUUCUGCGACAACAACCGGGAGAUGGAGGGGUUCCGGUUCUGGAAGCAGGGCUUCUGGAAGGACCAUCUGCGCGGACGCCCCUACCACAUCUCUGCCCUCUACGUCGUCGAUCUAGUGCGCUUCAGGCAGAGUGCGGCGGGCGAUCAGCUUCGGGUGGUGUAUGACCAGCUCAGCCGCGACCCUGCCAGCCUGUCAAAUCUGGACCAGGACCUGCCCAACUACGCGCAGCACCAAGUCCCCAUCUUCUCACUGCCCCAGGAGUGGCUGUGGUGCGAGACGUGGUGCGGCAACGCAACCAAGAAGUACGCCAAGACGAUCGACCUGUGCAACAACCCGCUGACCAAGGAGCCCAAGCUGGACAGCGCCCGCCGCAUCGUCGCCGAAUGGCCGGGCCUCGACGAAGAAGUUGCCACCUUCACAGCCGAGGUUGAGGCAGAUCUGGCAGCGGAGGCUGUGGCAGGCGGGGAGGCGGCUGACUCACCAGAGCAGCCGGCCAAAGUUGGAGGGGAUAUCAUACAGCAUCAUGACGAGGAGGACCAUGGGAGAGAGGCUGGAGGGGAGAAGGGGAGUGGAAGCGCGUCUGAGGGGCACGAUGCGUCAGAAUUGUGAUCAUAGGCGCCAUUGCUCAUAGUUCGCCCUCAAUGAGCCUGGUUUUGACAAAACGCAGACAGUCUGCCCUGCGAAAGAAGUAUCUGCACUGCCGUGCUUUGAAUGGCCUGCUCUUACAGCUGGAGUCACAUAAGAUGACACAGUUGUGACAGGUGCCGCAGCUGUUGCACUCCUGCAGCAAACCAAGGUGGUUGAGUGGCAGUUGCAGUGAUCUCUGGUCUGGAUAUCACCAUACUUAGACCAGCGUAACAGUGAACAAGCCAAUCGUAGGAUCAAAUCGUACCAAGUAUGGCGCAGACUGCCGUUUACUCCGAGUCUUCAAGCCUCACAAGUUGUGUAAAAUUCCAGAUG